Molecule: messenger RNA, 1395 nt
Organism: Plasmodium fragile
Lineage: Eukaryota; Apicomplexa; Aconoidasida; Haemosporida; Plasmodiidae
Exons: 1
Coding region: 1-1395 (464 amino acids)
Source: RefSeq, a predicted model, not a curated record
AUGAUUUUAAAAAAAAGCAAAUUGCUCGCACUGUCCCUCCUGUUGGCACUUGUGCAGUACCUUUACGGAGAUGGACGAUUAAAAUGGAUGAAUUUGUUCAGUAGGUGGGAAUCCUCUUCUUAUGAGGGAAGCGAUUUGAUUUUGAGCAAAGGUAGGGGGGGAAAAGAUGUAUACGCAUUUUCACGAAAAAGUGCUUUUCCGUUUUCAAAAAGUUAUGAACAAGUCAGACAAAAGGAGAGAAGCAAGAGCAGCAACCUCGUGUGCAUCGUACCCAGUGAUAUGCCCCAUUUCAGAAUGUUGCACGAGCUGGAACAAGCAGCAAAUGAGCCUCUUCUCAUAGAACAGACAGAAGGGGAUGUAAACGUCAUUGGAAACGCAGAUCAUGCAACAGCAAUGGAAGAAUUACCACCGCAAAGUGUAGCAACGAAGGACAGUCCUCUCAUGGAAAAAAAUAUGGUGAAUCAUUACCUCGAUGUGUGUAAAAAAAUAAGGAACAAUCAAUUUUCUUUUAAUAAUUGUGAACCUUUUCACAAGUCACAGGAAGUAACGCUGUACAAAAAUAUUUUGCAAGACAAAAGCAAAACCAGGUAUGAUCUUAUAGGCUAUGGAACGCUGGAUGAUGUGUCUCUAUACGGAGCUAGUCAGGCUCUGAACGACAUUGACAUUAUUAAGAAGUGGAACAAAAAUAUAUACAAAAUUAAUUACCUCAAAUUGACUAAGGAGGCUAUACUGGAUAAAUUUAAAAAUGGAGAAAAAAUUGACGCCAGCAAAUACAUCCUCCAAAAUGAACACGUUAAAGCCAAUCGCAGAUACAUAUAUUUAAUCAACGGACUUCCUUGGCCAUUCAGAAGCCAUGACACAGUGUAUGAAUUUUACCAAAAAUAUAUACCAGAGGAAAACAUGCUGCUUGUGGCCAAUAAAUCUGUUAAUAAUGUUUUUUCCGAUAGCAGUUAUUACACACGUAUACGGGACUAUGAAAAUUUUUUCUGCCUUUACCCAAAAAACAAAAACUCAUAUGAGAAAGGACUGGAGUAUGUGAUCUCCGUGUACUAUGAUGUGAAUAUUCCAGUAUUUAUACGUAAUAAUAUUUUGAGUCAGAUUUUUCCUGCCCUCAUUUGGGACUUACACAAAUCUUCCAAGCAGCUUACUGAUGAGGGAUUAUCUUUUUCCGUUGAACAAAUACAGAUGAACCAACUCCCUUUUCUUAUAAACGACAGUGCUGCUCCUGAGGAGGUACUCCCUGGACCAGAGGGAAAAGACGCGCAGGAGUCCACAUCCCCUUUCUAUGGCGCCAGCGUCCUCCGUGUCAUCUUCGUGGACCCCUUCCACUUCAUUUGGACCACCAAUGUUAAUUUAUUCAAGAAAAUUUAUGUCAUCGUCACAAGCAUUUUCUGA